UCGGCGGGGGGCGGGGCCGCGGCCGUGAGGGAGAGGCCGCCAUGCUGCGGGAGCUGCGGCGGCGCUGGCGCUCCUACAAGUACCGCUUCGUGCCCUGGCUCGCCCUCAACCUCCGCCGCCAGCGCAGGACCCUUCGAUAUGUUCCUGAAAGCUCUCAAGACAAAAUUAUUGCUGAUGAAGAUGUUUUUGAAACACUAGUGAAAACAUUUAAAGCUCUGUUCAUAAAUGACUUCAGUAGACAAGCAGAUAUUCUGGCCUUGCUUCCAGAAGUCAAGUGUCAAUAUCUGGAAUUACUUACUGUGGAGCAGCAGCGGUCAGAAGUAAAUUCUUGUAACCAUCAGGGUCAGCAGGUGUUUAGUCCUGAGGAAGUUUUGUUUAACACGCUUGGGUUCACUGUUAGCAGAGACCGGAGUUCGCUGGUGUCUGCUGGAACUGGAGUCUUUGUUACCAGAGGUUCUGUUCCCAAAGGGACGGUUGUGUCUAUGUAUCCUGGUACAGUAUACAGAAAGCAUGAGCCCAUCUUUUUCCAGUCCCUUGGCAAUCCCUUUAUUUUUAGGUGCAUUGAUGGUGUCCUUAUUGAUGGGAAUGAUAAAGGACUGUCAAGAUCAGUGUACAGGUCUUGCAGCAGAAGAGAUCAACUUGGCCCUUUUCAAAUGAGUGAUGAGAGCUGGCUCACAGCCACCCUGCAAAACCCACUGGCAGUGGGACAGUACGUCAACAACUGCUCACAUGAAAAAGCAGCAAACGUGUGUUAUCAAGAGUUUGACGUGCCAGGACAUUUUCCAGUAGAAUUGAAACAAUAUCUUCCAAACAUCGUCUACAGCCAUGACAUAGAGAGCCACUUGAGGUGCGUAGUUCUGGUCACUCUCAGAGACAUCAAGCAAGGAGAAGAACUUUUUUCAAAUUAUUACACUGUUGUCAGCUGAAUUAAUACAGUCAAAACUGAAGAAAUCUGUGUCAAUAAAAUAUGUAUGGUGCCUGUAC
Passer montanus (Eurasian tree sparrow) is the source of this 984-nucleotide messenger RNA. RefSeq names its product SET domain containing 9 (gene SETD9). The transcript is spliced from 6 exons. The record is from RefSeq and is a predicted model, not a curated record. Bases 42 to 926 code for a protein of 294 amino acids. Gene Ontology annotation, molecular function: protein binding. NCBI's taxonomy places the organism in Eukaryota, Metazoa, Chordata, Aves, Passeriformes, Passeridae.